This is a messenger RNA of Phragmites australis (common reed), 2368 nucleotides long. RefSeq names its product 14-3-3-like protein GF14-G. Gene Ontology annotation, cellular component: cytoplasm. The record is from RefSeq and is a predicted model, not a curated record. Gene Ontology annotation, biological process: signal transduction. The transcript is spliced from 7 exons. Lineage: Eukaryota; Viridiplantae; Streptophyta; Magnoliopsida; Poales; Poaceae. The coding region runs from base 1264 to 2151 and encodes 295 amino acids.
ACAUACACACACAGGGAGACGAAGAGGUGAGGUGGGAAUGUGAAUAAAUGGUAUUAUUCUUAAUUCUAAACUGGGCUAGUUUGACUGAUUGGUGGCAGAUGGACAGCUAGAUGGAACCCACGCCGCAACUCUAACGACUGUUAUUUUCUGAUGAUGUGGCUCGUUGUGCGAAGAGCUUUAGGAAAUUAAAAGUUGCUAGUAAGAUAUAUAGAUAUAUAUGAGCUGGCAACAGGACGCCUUGCAUGUCCUAAGCCCCGCGUACAAAUAGCCCCCCCCCCCCGGCCCACACCAACCUCGUUCCUCGCCCCUGACCCCUCUUAUCUCGGUUGCAAAACCCCGUUGAUAUCGAAAUUAAAUGUUGCUAGUAAGAUAUAUAGAUAUAUAUGAGCUGGCAACAGGUUGCCUCGCGUGUCCUGGGCUCUGCCUAUAAAUACCCUCUCGUCCCACGUCUCCCUCGUUCCUCGCCUUUCUUCUCUCGAUUUUAAAAACCCGUUGAUAUCGAAAUUCAAUGUUGCUAGUAAGAUAUAUAGAUAUAUAUGAGCUGGCAACAGGUCGCCUCGCGCGUCCUGGGCUCUGCCUACAAGUACCCCCUCGUCCCACGCCUCCCUCGUUCCUCGCCUCUCUUCUCUCAGUUGCAAACCCCUGUUGAUCUUGAAAUAAAUUGUUGCUAGUAAGAUAUAUAGAUAUAUAUGAGCUGGCAACAGGUCACCUCGCGUGUCCUAGGCUCCACCUACAAAUAUCCCCCCGGCACAUGCCUCCCUCGUUCCUUGCCUCACUUCUCUCGGUUGUAAAACUCUGUUGAUAUUGAAAUUAAAUGUUGCUAGUAAGAUAUAGAUAUAUAUGAGCUGGCAAUAGGUCGCCUCGCGUGUCCGGGGCUCCACCUACAAAUACCUCCUUGGCACACGCCUCCCUCAUUCCUCGUCUCUCUUCUCUCGGUUGCAAAACCCCGUUGAUACCGAAAUUAAAUGUUGCUAGUAAUAUAUAUAGAUAUAUAUGAGUUGGCAACAGGACGUCUGGCGUGUCCUGGGCUCCACCUACAAAUACCCCCUCAGCACACGCCUCCCUCAUUCCUCGUUUGUUGAUAUCGAAAUUAAAUGUUGCUAGUAAUAUAGAUAUAUAUGAGCUGGCAACAGGACGCUUUGCGUGUCCUGGGCUCUGUCUACAAAUACACCCCCCCCCCCCAGCACACACGUUCCUCGCCUCUCUGCUCUCGGUUGCAAAACCCCAUUGAUAUCAAAAUUAAAUGUUGCUAGUAAGAUAUAUAUGAGCUGGCAACAGGUCGCCUCGUGUGCCCUAGACUCCGCUUACAAAUACCCCCUCCCUCUCGGUCCACGCCUCCAUCGUUCCUCAUCGAGAGAGGAACUCAAAUCUCUCACCAUGGAUCUGCGCCAGGAGCUCGUCUAUAAUGCCAAGCUUGCCGAGCAGGCUGAGCGCUUUGAUGAGAUGAUGGAUGCAAUGAACCGUGUAGCAAUGCUGGACACGCAGCUAACAGCAGAGGAGAGGAACCUCCUUCUGGUGGGCUAUAAGAAAGUGACUAGUGCAAAGCGUGCAUCGCUGCAUGUCCUCGCAUCUACUGAGCUGAAAGAGGCGACAAAAGGUAAUCAAGGUCGUGUGAGGAUAACUACGGAGUUCCGUCAUAAGGUGGAGGCUGAGCUAGACAGGAUCUGCAAUAAUGUGAUUGAAACUAUUGACAAGCAUCUUCUCCCAUUUUCCUCUGAUGCUAAGAGCAAGGUCUUCUACUACCAAAUGAAGGGAGAUUUUUACCGGUACCUUGCGGAGUUGAAGAUGGGGCCUGAGAUAUUUGAAGUAGCUGAUCAAUCACUGAAGGCAUAUGAGACUGCUUCUAAAAUAGCUGAGGAAAAUUUCUCUCCAGCAGACCAUAUUAGGCUUGGUCUUGCGCUAAAUAUCUCUGUGUUCUAUUAUGAGAUCAUGGAUUCACCUGACAGGGCUUGUCAAGUUGCAAAGCAAGCUUUUGAUGAAGCUGUUGUUGAGCUUGAGUCACUCAAUGAAGAUGAUUACAAUGACAGCACAAUGAUCCUGCAAAUUUUGAGGAAUAAUCUCGCACUCUGGAAUUCAAAUAUGGAUAUUGAUGCAGACGACGCUCCGGAAUGGACAGGAAAGGGUGGUGCUCCAGGCAAUCCCCCAGCGUGAUGGAAAUGCUACAUAGCUGGUAGAGUUGGAAUGAAAGAAUUGGUGGGCUAUGUUCCAUCUACUGGUUUAUGUCUCGUUUGAGUUUAUUGUAAUCACUUACUCGCAUUAGGACUUCAUUCUUCGACUUUGAGAUCACUCGCUUGCCGGUCUUAGCCAUUGAAGUUGUUGCGUUACUCCGGAUGAUGAUUCAGUGCAAUGUUACCUAUUUUUUACUAAA